Messenger RNA from Mixia osmundae IAM 14324, 3144 nucleotides. RefSeq lists its product as uncharacterized. Gene Ontology annotation, cellular component: cytoplasm. NCBI's taxonomy places the organism in Eukaryota, Fungi, Basidiomycota, Mixiomycetes, Mixiales, Mixiaceae. Gene Ontology annotation, biological process: nuclear-transcribed mRNA catabolic process, nonsense-mediated decay. The record is from RefSeq and is a predicted model, not a curated record. The transcript has 8 exons. Gene Ontology annotation, molecular function: ATP binding; DNA binding; hydrolase activity. The coding region runs from base 1 to 3144 and encodes 1047 amino acids.
AUGGAUGGUGCCUCGAACCGUUUGCAGGCGGACAGAGACUAUUCGUAUCGAGAUGAUCAUUCGUCGGCGCUCUCAGUGAUUUCACAGGCACAGAGAAAUGGCCACCAGGGCGAUCAGGAUGAGGAGGAUGCACAGUCACAGCUAGACAGUCGGCUGGACGGCCUGUCCGUCUACGAUGAUACGCAGACCGAGUCGGGAGAACCGGCUGACUUGCUCGAUGACGGAGCACAUUCACACGCCAAUGGAAAGCACAACGGCAGAGACGAUGCUGAUUUUGCAGACGGCAUCCUCGACGAUCUCUCGAGGGAUCUGCCUCCUCAUGCAUGCUCCUACUGUGGCAUCCAUAAUGCUGCUUGUGUGAUCGAGUGCCUCACUUGCCACCGCUGGUUCUGCAACUCUCGCGGCUCCACCUCGGGCUCACACAUUGUCAAUCAUCUCGUUCGUGCCAAGCACAAGGAAGUCAAACUCCACCAGGAUGGUCCUCUUGGCGACACCGUGCCCGAAUGUUACAACUGUGGCGCAAAGAACGUCUUCAUUCUUGGCUUCAUACCCGCCAAAUCAGACACCGUCGUCGUGCUCCUGUGCAGACAACCUUGCGCGGCGGUACAGACGUCCAAGGACAUCAUCUGGGAUACAGCUCAGUGGUCACCCCUCAUCGAAGACCGCAGCUUCCUGUCCUGGCUCGUCAAGGUUCCAACAGAGCAAGAGCAGCUGCGUGCUCGCCAGAUCACCUUUCAGCAGAUCAACAAACUCGAGGAGCUCUGGAAAGACAAUGCAGCUGCUACCGUCGAGGAUCUCGAGAAGCCAGGCAUUGACGACGAGCCUCAGCCCAUCUUGCUCAAGUACGAAGAUGCGUACCAGUAUCAGAACAUAUUCGGUCCUCUCGUCAAGAUCGAAGCAGACUACGACAAGAAGCUCAAGGAAGCUCAAACGCAGGACGAUCUCAUCGUCAGAUGGGAUAUGGGUCUCAAUCAGAAGCGCGUGGCCUGGUUCCGUUUGCCCAAGCUAGAAUCGGGCGAGGUCAGACUCGCUGUCGGCGACGAGCUCAAGCUGCGAUACGACGGCACACUCCACAAGCAUUGGGAUGGCCUUGGCCACGUCAUCAAAGUACCCAACAAUAUCUCGGACGAAGUUGCUCUGGAGCUCCGCAAGAACGAUGGCGUACCUCACGAUUGCACUCACAACUUCUCUGCCGAUUUCAUCUGGAAAUCUACCAGCUUCGAUCGCAUGCAAUUGGCCAUGAAGACCUUUGCCGUCGACGAGCAGUCUGUCAGCGGCUACAUCUACCACAAGCUCAUGGGUCACGAGGCCGCUGUACCCACCGUCUUGCGCACGCCUAUGCCCAAAAGAGUCUCUGCGCCCAAUCUGCCAGAUCUCAAUCAUUCCCAAGUCUAUGCUGUCAAGAGCGUGCUCCAGAAGCCUCUCAGUCUCAUCCAGGGACCGCCCGGAACGGGCAAGACGGUCACUUCAGCUUCGAUCGUCUACCACCUGGCAACGAUGAGCCAGGGCCAAGUGCUCGUCACUGCACCCUCGAACGUUGCAGUCGAUCAGCUGACUGAGAAGAUCCACACAACUGGUUUGAAGGUCGUCAGAAUCACUGCCAAGUCUCGAGAAGCGCUCGAGUCGUCCAUCAGUCAUCUGACGCUUCACGAGCAAGUCGCCAACAACGAUACGCAUGUUGAGCUCCAGAAGCUCAUCCAGCUCAAGACGGAGCAAGGCGAGUUGAGCAGCAGUGACGAACGCAAAUUCAAGAGCCUCACCAGAGCAUGCGAGCGAGAGAUUCUUACCAAUGCCGAUGUCAUCUGCUGCACCUGCGUUGGCUGUGGCGAUCCUCGCUUGUCAAAGAUCAAGUUCCGCACAGUGCUCAUCGAUGAAGCGACGCAAGCUACCGAGCCAGAGUGCAUGAUUCCCCUGACCUUUGGCGUCAAGCAGCUCGUUAUGGUCGGCGAUCAUUCCCAGCUCGGUCCGACGAUCAUGAGCAAGAAAGCUGCCCGCGCUGGCUUGACGCAAUCGCUAUUCGAGCGUCUCGUUCUGCUUGGUAAUAGGCCCAUCCGCUUACAGGUCCAGUAUCGCAUGCACCCGUGCUUAUCGGAAUUCCCUUCCAACAUGUUCUACGAAGGAUCACUACAGAAUGGAGUCACUGCUCCCGAACGUAUCAAGAAGAAUGUCGACUUCCCAUGGCCACAGCCUACAACGCCGAUGUACUUCCAUCAGAACCUCGGUCAGGAAGAGAUCUCAUCAAGCGGUACAUCCUUCCUCAAUCGUACAGAGGCAGCCAACGUCGAGAAAGUCGUCACACGACUGUUCAAAUCGGGCGUCAUGCCUCAUCAAAUUGGCAUCGUCACGCCCUAUGAGGGACAGCGAGCUUACAUUGCCAAUUACAUGCUGUUCAACGGCUCGCUCAAGAAGGAGCUUUACAAGGACAUUGAAGUUGCCAGUGUCGAUGCGUUCCAAGGCCGAGAGAAGGACUACAUCUUACUCAGCUGCGUCAGAAGCAAUGAACACCAGGGCAUCGGCUUCUUGAACGAUCCUCGACGACUCAACGUCGCUCUGACCCGUGCAAAGUAUGGUCUUGUCAUCCUGGGCAAUCCCAAAGUACUCAGCAAACAUGCGCUCUGGCACUACUUGCUUACACACUACAAAGAAAAGGGUUGCCUCGUCGAAGGGCCGCUAAGCAACCUGCAGCCGAGUCUCAUCCAGCUGUCGAAGCCGCGUCGCCCUUACAAUCGCUCCGAGACGGCCAAUCGGUUUGAGGCUACCAUACAAGAUGCAGCUCAUGACAACCUCCCAGAAGCUGUGAGAGGCAAUACGCCUGCUCGCUUCGAGCCGGGCUUCUUUGCCAAUCACGACCGGGCCGGCUACAUCCCAUCUGACGUCCAAUCUCUUCGAAGCCAAGCCACCUAUUCCUCUGGCCUACCCUCAUUCUCCUCGAGGCGCAGCUACGCUUCGUCGACAAUCUCUCAAGACCUUGCAAGCCAAGACGCCAAUAGCAUCAAAGACGAUGAUGAUGAGAACGAAGGCGCUUUCGAUGAGCGCAGAUGUGCUCAAUGCGCCCUAGCGGCGCCAGGCAGAGCACGAUGGAGCGAAGCGUUCUACGCUCGCUCGGUGCUGGUCAGGCAGCCUGAUGUCUGUCAACGCUACUAG